Felis catus (domestic cat) is the source of this 1998-nucleotide messenger RNA. It is a transcript of the gene ATP6V1C2, whose product is annotated as ATPase H+ transporting V1 subunit C2. Gene Ontology annotation, molecular function: proton-transporting ATPase activity, rotational mechanism. The transcript is spliced from 12 exons. The record is from RefSeq and is a predicted model, not a curated record. Gene Ontology annotation, biological process: proton transmembrane transport. The coding region runs from base 174 to 1643 and encodes 489 amino acids. NCBI's taxonomy places the organism in Eukaryota, Metazoa, Chordata, Mammalia, Carnivora, Felidae. Gene Ontology annotation, cellular component: vacuolar proton-transporting V-type ATPase, V1 domain; lysosomal membrane.
GCCCGAGGGGCGGGCGGGGGCCGCCUCCCGCUCCGGAUAAAAGCUCGGGGCGGGGCGCCGCGCAGAAGCCGCUGCCUCCCGGGAGCCGGCCGUGCGCUCCGGCCCCGUGCCCGUCCGCAGCACGCCCGCGCGGCCGCCGGCUCCCGUAACUGGAUAAAAGAAGUCUGGAAGCCAUGUCGGAGUUUUGGUUAAUUUCUGCCCCCGGCGAUAAGGAAAACUUACAAGCCCUGGAGAGGAUGAACACGGUAACCUCCAAGUCCAACCUGUCUUAUAACACCAAAUUCUCGAUUCCUGACUUCAAGGUGGGGACCUUGGAUUCCCUUGUUGGCCUCUCUGAUGAGCUGGGGAAACUCGAUACCUUUGCUGAAAGCCUCAUAAAGAGGAUGGCCCAGAGCGUGGUAGAAGUUAUGGAAGACUCCAAGGGGAAGGUUCCGGAGAACCUCCUGGCCAACGGAGGUUUGAAGGAAAAACUGAAAUGUUUAAAGAUUGACUUAACAUCCUUCGUGACCCACUUUGAGUGGGACAUGGCCAAAUAUCCUGCGAAGCAGCCACUGGUGAGCGUCGUGGACACUCUAGCAAAGCAACUGGCACAGAUCGAGACCGACCUGAAGUCCCGGACGGCCGCCUACAACACCCUGAAGACAAACCUGGAGAACCUGGAGAAGAAAUCCAUGGGAAACCUCUUCACUCGGACGCUGAGCGAUAUUGUGAGCAAAGAAGACUUCGUGUUGGAUUCCGAGUAUCUUGUCACACUUCUGGUCAUCGUGCCCAAACCAAGCUACGCGCAAUGGCAAAAAACCUACGAAUCCCUCUCGGACAUGGUGGUCCCUCGGUCGACUAAACUGAUCGCCGAGGACAACGAGGGCGGCCUCUUCACGGUGACCCUGUUUCGAAAAGUGAUCGACGAUUUCAAAACCAAAGCCAAAGAGAACAAGUUCACUGUCCGUGAAUUUUACUAUGAUGAGAAAGAGAUAAAGAGGGAAAGGGAAGAGCUGAGCCGUUUGCUGUCUGAUAAGAAGCAACAGUAUCAAACUUCCUGUGUUGCUCUUAAAAAGGGAUCAUCCACCUUCCCGGACCACAAGGUUCAGGUAACCCCGCUAGGGAACCCCGAUAGGCCCGCUGCGGGGCAGACGGACAGAGAGAGAGAGAGUGAGGGCGAGGGAGAGGUAAGCAGCACCCGGGAGCCCUGGGCUUCCCCCGCUCGCAUGUCCUCGCCAGCGCAGGCGUCUUCUGAGAAAACAAAGCCUUGCGUUUUCUGUUACCGAAGGUGGCUUUUGAGGGCUCAAAUCAAGGAGCCCAGCAUCAAACGCCUUUCCUCCUCAUCCGGGGGGCCUCCUUGGAGCUGCCCCCCGCCCCCGGCAGUGGAUGGUGCUUGCUGGCCAGGGUGCCCCCCGCCCUGUCUGGAGGUGGCUGGAGCUGGUGACGGGGACAGGUGCUGGUGGUCGGGCAGCUCGGCUCUCCUCCCCUGGCUGCCCUGGCUGGACCCACCCCUGACCUUGGUGGGCACUUGGAGGUGCCUUUGCUCCAAGACUCGAAGCUCCCUCUCCCCGAGGAGCGGCCACAGCGGCAUUAGUGGCAGCUGUCGUGGCCGAGUGAGGCGGGCUCCUCGGGGGGGCCCCCUGGAAGCGGCGGCUGGUGGAUGACGCCAGGACCCCGGGGCAGCGCCACCCUGGGAGGCCGGCCCCUUCGCAGCACAGCGUCAGAGGGAAGCCUGCGGGCUGCCUGCUGACAGCCCUGAGGUCAGGGGCUGCCCAGCCCCUGCAGCCCGGUCUGCGGUGGCCCCGCGCAUGCGCCGGGUGGCUGGCCCGCGGCGCUUCCCCGGCCCCCCGCCCCGGGGCGGCCCGGCCGACGGGGUCCCGGCCCUCGUCCAACCACCUCGCUGCUUCCGCUGGCCGCCGGGCAUUUCUUCGCCGCUCGGGGCUUGCUCUGUCAAAACCCACGUCCUCCUCGGCCUCGCGUGGGCGGAGCGGCCAGCGGGCGUCACCGGCUCUCCUGUCU